Symbiodinium necroappetens is the source of this 567-nucleotide messenger RNA. The record is from the annotation of a GenBank genome assembly. Lineage: Eukaryota; Dinophyceae; Suessiales; Symbiodiniaceae.
AUGCGCGGAGCUCUCAGCUCUGUGAAGCAGAUUGCAGGUUCGAAGGUUACGGCUGCCGAUGGCUCGGAGUGGCAGAUUCUGGCAGGGAAGACUGCCGAAGACAACGACCGCCUUUCCCUCAAGGAGAUAAGAGCUGACAAGCUGCCAGCGCCGAGCGAGGUUGUGCGAACCGCCGCAGGCAUCGCCGCCUUCUACUCGAAGGCCAAAGGGAGGCGCGUGAAGGUGCACCUGACGCGCUGCGGGCAAGUCAGCAAGGCCAAAGGAUCGCCGGCUGGCAAGGUGCUGCUGUCGGGCAGCGUGGAGACCCUGCAAGUGUCGCCCUUGGAUCCGGCGCGUUUGCGGAAGCCGCAGAAGCCGGAGAAGCGGAAGAGCAGCCAAGCCAAGAGAGCGCUCCUGGAUCCGGAGAAGGAGGCAGCGCGACUGGAGAGCCUCCGAGCCUUUCGGAGGAAGAUGAACCUGGAACGUCGGAUCGACGUCCUGGACGAGAGGAUCCGCGCCGUGGAUGAGGAGAUGGCCCUUGCUGGCAGCGAUGCCGAGCUGGCAGCCGAGCUACUGGAGAAGCGGCAG